AUGAAUCAAACCUUUAAAAACAAAACAAUGUCGUUGCCAGUAGACGAAAUUUUGCCUAUCUUAUCAAAGUCGAACAAGACCCGCACUGAUUUUGAACAGAUAAUUGAUAUCUGGCAUGAAUUUUUUACAAAAAAAGAAAAUACAUUAUUGGAAAAAGCUCAACAAUUAAACAACGAACAAAAUCAAUUAAAUUCUAAAACAGAGCAAUUUAUGAUUAUUCAAAAACUGCUUUAUGAUAUAGAAAAAUCAAAUAAUGUAUUUGCUACAGCGAUCAAUACACUUCGAAAAUAUAAUGAUGAGUUAGAAAAUGAUUCUGAUAAAUUAACUGAUGAAAGUAAAAAAUUUUUACCGAAUCAAAUGAAAACAGAUGUAGAUCGAACAGAUACUUAUGAAUUAAUGGAAAAUGUUGAUAAAGAAAUCGAGAAUGUCGGUGGUAUUUUGAAUAAUUUGAAUAAAACGUUAAAUAUAGAUGAAGAACGGUCAAUUGUUCAAGUAACAUCGGAUAUUCAAACAUGUUUUCAAGAUAUGAAUGAAAUUGGAGAUAAAAUGAAAUUGAUUAACCUAAAUUCAAAAUAA
Messenger RNA from Didymodactylos carnosus, 576 nucleotides. The record is from the annotation of a GenBank genome assembly. Lineage: Eukaryota; Metazoa; Rotifera; Eurotatoria; Philodinida; Philodinidae.